AUGCCAAGAUCAUUAUCUACAGCUGUGCUUUUCAGCAGCCUUGCCUUGGCAAGUGCCAAUGGCCACAACAGCACGUAUACCAAUCCGAUUCUACCAGGCUUCCAUCCCGAUCCCAGCUGCAUAUUUGUUCCAUCAUGGGAUAAUACAUAUUUUUGUGCCUCGAGCAGCUUCAACGCUUUCCCAGGGAUACCUAUUCAUGCAUCCAAGGACUUGCGAAACUGGAAACUGGUCGGAAAUGCCAUUUCGAGGCCAGAGAUGCUGCCUGAUUUGGCGACGACGAUAAAGUCGACCAGCGGUAUAUGGGCGCCGACAUUGAGGUACCGCGAAGGACACGGAGAUAAAAAAGGCACAUUCUGGAUCAGUACGACUUUGGUUUUUGAUAACAUGGCAAUCAAUAAUACCUCGCGUUGGGAGAAUUUCUUUAUAAGCACAAACGACCCUUUCGACUCGGGCAGCUGGACCGAUCCCGUGCAUUUUGAAUUUGGCGGAUAUGAUACCUCUUUGUUCUGGGACGAUGAUGGACAGGUCUACGUGACCGGGAGUCAUGAAUACCAAGUCUGGCCUGGUAUUCAAACUGCGCCUAUUGACUUGCAGACGGGUCACACAGGUCCAUGGACCAACCCUUGGAAUGGCACGGGAGCAUUGGCGCCGGAAGGACCCCACAUAUACAAGAAAGAUGGAUAUUACUACUUGAUGAUUGCCGAAGGCGGAACAGGGUCGGGUCACAGGGUCACCAUGGCACGAUCGAAGAGUCUCAAUGGACACUAUGAGCCUGCGCCUCACAAUCCAUUACUUACCGCGACUAACACAACGGCAUUCUUUCAGACAGUGGGACAUGCUGAUCUGUUUCAAGAUGUCAACGGCAACUGGUGGGCAGUCGCUUUGUCUACACGAGCUGGACCUGACCUCACGAACUCUCCGAUGGGAAGGGAGACAGUCUUGACCCCUGUUACCUGGAACAAGGGCGAUUGGCCAAUUUUUGAGCCUGUGAGCGGCUUGGAAAGUGGAUGGGAACUUCCCUCAGAACCGAUACUCGUCUCUGAAGGCGAGGGUCCUCUCGUGGAUGCACCAGAUCAUUAUAAAUUUCCGCCAAACUCCAAAUUGCCGUUAGAUCUGAUUCACUGGCGACUCCCAACACCGGAUACUUAUCUUGUAUCGCCGCCAGGUUACGAAAACUCACUGGUUCUUCGUUCGUCAGUGUUGAAUUUGACCUCCCUCGAUGGAGUGUCCACAGGCGGCAAAGGACAGACAUUCAUCGGCAAACGGCAGACAGACAACUUGUUCUCGUACACACUGGACAUUAACGCUUCCAAUCUCAGCAAAGAGGAAGAUGAAGUGGGCGUCAGCGUCUUCUUGGUACAAACAUUCCAUUUCGACCUAGGCAUCGUUCUACUUCCCCAGACAGGAGAAAACAGCAAAUCUGCUGAAACUGCACCCUUUUUCCGUUUCCGUGGAAUGUCGGAGUUUCCUACGCCAGAGACGGUGGUCCCGUUUCCAUCAUACAUGUCUAUUGACACGCCGAUCACUAUCGAGGUAAAGGCAUUGAACUGGACCCAUUAUUCAUUUGCAGCAGGGCCGCGCGAUGCUCAACAUCUUAUGCAGACGUACGGAUAUGCACGCGGAGAUCAGUUGAGCUGGGGGUUUACGGGGACAUUGGUAGGUCCAUAUGCAACGACGAAUGGUCGACCUGGGAGUCAGAAUGGCGCAUUCGAGGUCGCAGUUGGCAAUUGGACAUAUCUUCCCCAGGGGCAGGUUAUCAACUGA
Messenger RNA from Penicillium lagena, 1764 nucleotides. RefSeq lists its product as uncharacterized. Bases 1 to 1764 code for a protein of 587 amino acids. The transcript has a single exon. The record is from RefSeq and is a predicted model, not a curated record. Lineage: Eukaryota; Fungi; Ascomycota; Eurotiomycetes; Eurotiales; Aspergillaceae. Gene Ontology annotation, molecular function: hydrolase activity, hydrolyzing O-glycosyl compounds. Gene Ontology annotation, biological process: carbohydrate metabolic process.